CUGAAAAUUACUAGAAAUAGAGAAUGAUUUCACAGAUACUUCACACUCAUUUUUUAUCAUUAUGUAAACAUUUCGCUCAAAGUUUACGAUAACGUAUCAUGUUUUUCUGUAACAAAACGUUGAAGAGAUUUAAAUAUUCCAUCUAAACGUGAACAAAAAUACGAUAUCCGUUUCCUCGUGUCCAACAUGCCGCGGCAAUCGAAUAUUUUGUGUGGUGAGGGUGAAUUAAUUCCCGAAAUUAAUUUCUCGAUGGGAGAAUUGAUGUUGAUGCAACUGGAAACGCACGGUAGUCGCACGGCGCAGAUAAAUGCCCAUACUGGCAAAGUGCAAACAUUCCAGGACAUUGUAGACACUAGUCGAAAAUUAGCUGUUUUUCUAAAAAAACAAGGAAUCGGGGUAAAUGACACCGUCGCUGUGUGCAGCGAGAACAACCUGGAGUUUUGUAUUCCAGUGUGCGCUGCGUUUUACCUGGGUGCUAUCGCCUGCCCAUUAAAUCCAUUGUACUCUGAGGGAGAACUGAAGCACGCGCUCAACAUUUCGAAGCCAAAGUAUAUUUUUAUCUCACCAUUGGCGCUUAACAGCUUCAGAAAUGUAUACAGAGACCUGCAUUGGUCACCGAGAGUGCUAAUGCUUGUUGACCAUGGCAGCAACAAUGACGCUCCAUGGGCCAGUGUGCCUGAAAUAAUCUCAGGGAUCUCUAGUAAUGACGCAAAUGCCCUCCAAGCAGUUCCCGUUGAUGUAGCUGAUCACGUAACAGUGAUUUUAUGUUCGAGUGGAACCACGGGACUACCAAAAGGCGUUAUGUUGACGGACAAAAAUAUCACUACUGUCAUACGCAUUCACUUGAGCAACACAAUCAGCACGAUUUCUGAAGAUAGUGUGUCUCUAGGACUGUUACCGUUCUUUCAUGCAUAUUCUUUCCUUGUGAUGAUACUGACUUUGUUAAGAGGAAACUGCAGCAUCGUAUUCUCACAUUUUGAGCAAGAACUCUUUCUACAAUACGUAGAGAAAUAUAAGAUUGAAUAUCUGCCAGUGGUGCCAUCGCUUAUGGUAUUCCUGGCUAAACAUCCACUUGUAGAUAAAUAUGACUUAUCCUGUGUCAAAGGAGUAUGGAGUGGAGCAGCUCCAUUGUCAAAGGAAAUUCAAAACGCCGUCGCUAAACGGUUAAAUAUUACCGAAGUUAAACAAGGUUACGGAUUAACAGAAACCACUUUAGCUGUAUUGGGAUCCACAGAUAAAAUAAAACCAGGCAGCGUUGGUGUAUUGCUUCCUGGCAUAUCAGCAAAGGUAAUACCGAUCGGAGAAUUCGAAACGGAUAAAGCUUUAGGACCAAAUUGCAGAGGAGAAUUAUGCUUCAAAGGAGAUUUGAUAAUGAAGGGAUAUUAUAAUGACGAGAAAUCCACUAGAGAGACAAUCGACAAGGACGGUUGGUUACACACGGGAGACGUAGGAUAUUACGACGAAGAGGGAUUCUUUUACAUUGUCGAUCGGAUAAAAGAACUUAUAAAAUAUAAAGGAUACCAGGUUCCACCAGCUGAGCUCGAAGCGAUUUUGUUAAGUUGUCCUGGCGUACAAGACGCAGCUGUAAUUGGCAUACCAAAUGACAAAGUUGGGGAGUUACCGGUGGCCUUUGUUGUAAAGGAAGAUAAUUCUAACAUUUGCGAAAAAAAUGUAAUCCAAUAUGUUAAUGAACGUGUAUCAAAUCCUAAGCGACUGAGGGGUGGCGUAAGAUUUGUAGACAGCAUUCCAAAGACUCCAUCUGGUAAAAUAUUACGUCGAGUAUUGCGAGACAGAUUAAAAUCAAAAUUAUAAAUUUGUUAAUAUUAAGUUUUUAUGAUAAUAUUGUUUAAAUAAAAAAUUAUUUGUAUGGAAAUGUAUAA
Molecule: messenger RNA, 1880 nt
Organism: Monomorium pharaonis (pharaoh ant)
Lineage: Eukaryota; Metazoa; Arthropoda; Insecta; Hymenoptera; Formicidae
Product: 4-coumarate--CoA ligase 1
Exons: 5
Coding region: 187-1812 (541 amino acids)
Biological process (GO): long-chain fatty acid metabolic process; fatty-acyl-CoA biosynthetic process
Molecular function (GO): long-chain fatty acid-CoA ligase activity
Source: RefSeq, a predicted model, not a curated record